Molecule: messenger RNA, 1233 nt
Organism: Trichomonas vaginalis G3
Lineage: Eukaryota; Parabasalia; Trichomonadida; Trichomonadidae
Product: protein of unknown function, DUF563 family
Exons: 1
Coding region: 1-1233 (410 amino acids)
Source: RefSeq, a predicted model, not a curated record
AUGACAGCGCUUCCGAUCCCAGGCCACAGACAUAGAAGAAUUCAUCGCAAAAAUAUAAUAUAUUCGUUUGUUCUUUGCUCUGUUCUAGUUUUUAUGGUUUUUCAAAUCAGAUUUUUAACGAAAGGGCGAAGUGCAUCAGGACCUAUAAUAGAAGUAAAGAAAGAGAACAAAACUAAGAUACCUGUCCAAGAAAAUAUUGAAAUUCCACCCCCUGUAGAAGAAAAAUACGAAAUUCAAUGGAAACAAAUCGACUCUAGUAAUAACUUACUUAAUAAUGGAACAUUCACAGAACAAGGAACAAUAAAACGCGAUUUAAAGGUAAAUAUUGAUGCAAAUGAAACAAUAUUUUAUACAAAAUUGCAAAAUGUAUGCGUAUUUCCUAAUUCAAACAUCGAAAACAAAACAUUUACGUUUAGUAUAGAAAAUACUUGUCAAUCAAACGCCGAUACAUCAGGAUUAAGUGAUCUUCCACAAGUUUCAGUUGAAAAAGCUGUAUUCAUCUCACACAACACAUAUAGCUCCAUGUCAGAUCGUUUACUAUACGAAAUACCACUUAUAUCCUUAAUUCCUUCUGAAGAAAGAAGUGAUUCGGUUUUAUUAAUCACAACUUUUUGGAAAAAGGACGAAAUCGGGUUUGCAAAGAUUUUUGGUUACAAAGAUACACAGUACAUGCUUCCAAGAGGUAUUUGUGCCAAAGAAUUGAUCAUUCUAAGCGGUCCAUUUUGUCAUCAGAUUUCAUUUACUGCUUUAUCGAAAUUUAAGACGGGAUUACUUUCCCAUUAUCCUGUCCAAGGAAAGAACCCUCGCUCUGUCGUAUUAGCAACUACUGAUUCAGAGCGCAAUGACUUAUUCCGCAUCAAAUCCGAAUUGGACCAAUAUUUUUCUGAUGUCACUUUUAUGAUUCCUCCAACUAAAUAUGAAUCAGUUUCAGAUCGUUUGAAGUUCUGGUCAGAUGCUAGAAUUGUUAUUACAUCAAUAAAUGGCACAAAUGGGAAUGAAAUAUGGAUGAUUCCUGGAACAACGAUGUUGAUUUUGUCUGAUGUUUCUCAUUGUUUCCAUUCGCAAAUUUCUCAUAGUUUUGGAGUGAAUUCUGUUGAAUUGUUAGUUGGUUUUCCAACAUUCCAGGGCUUGAGAAGUUCUGAUAUUCUUAUGACAAUCGAAGAAUAUCUCGUAAAGGAACAAUUGACUAUUAUAAGGCGAAAAUUAGGUAACGAUGCAGAUGACAUUUUCUAA